AUGCUGCGAGCUCGGCCUGUAAAGGUGCGGAUGGAAGGGGUGAGGAGUGGUGGUGAGGGGCGCAAGGCAACCCAGCCAAGCUGGUUGCCCGAGGACCAGUUGUUGUGUGCUGUGAGCACUUCUUCAAAGAGAGUACUCGAACAGGCAAGUCCAAGCGAGAAAGCGAGAGAGAGAAAAAGAGAGAGGGAGAGAGAGAGAAGAGAAAAUAGAGAGAGAGAGAGAGAAGGGCCUAAGGAGGAGGAACAAUGGAUGAAGAAGAGAAGACAUGUUUCCAGACUCCCAGGUCCCUCCCCUGACUUCUAA
Molecule: messenger RNA, 303 nt
Organism: Closterium sp. NIES-65
Lineage: Eukaryota; Viridiplantae; Streptophyta; Zygnematophyceae; Desmidiales; Closteriaceae
Source: the annotation of a GenBank genome assembly